Messenger RNA from Diaporthe citri, 891 nucleotides. RefSeq lists its product as uncharacterized. Gene Ontology annotation, biological process: urate catabolic process; purine nucleobase catabolic process. Gene Ontology annotation, cellular component: peroxisome. The record is from RefSeq and is a predicted model, not a curated record. Gene Ontology annotation, molecular function: urate oxidase activity. Bases 1 to 891 code for a protein of 296 amino acids. The transcript is spliced from 3 exons. NCBI's taxonomy places the organism in Eukaryota, Fungi, Ascomycota, Sordariomycetes, Diaporthales, Diaporthaceae.
AUGCCCAGACUCGCAUCUGCCCGGUAUGGGAAGGACAAUGUCCGCGUCUACAAGGUGCACAGGGACGAGGCCUCCGGGGUCCAGACCGUCACAGAGAUGACAGUGACCUGCCUGCUCGAGGGACAGAUCGAGACAUCAUACACAGAGGCCGACAACAGCGUCGUCGUGGCCACGGACUCGAUGAAGAACACCAUCUACAUUAAGGCAAAGGAGCACCCCGUCAACCCGCCCGAGCUAUUCGCCUCCAUCCUGGGCCAGCACUUCCUGGACACCUACCCGCACAUCACCACCGCCCACAUCAAGGUCGUCGUGCACCGCUGGACCCGCAUGGUCGUAGACGGCAAGCCCCACCCGCACUCCUUCUACCGCGACGGCCAGGAGACCCGCAACGUCGAGGCCGCCGUGUCCCGGGACGGCGGCGUCUCACUCAGGAGCGGCAUCGUGGGGCUCACGGUUCUCAAGAGCACGGGUUCCGCCUUCCACGGCUUCGUGCGCGACGAGUACACCACCCUCCCCGAGACCUGGGACCGCAUCCUGUCGACCGACGUCGACUGCUCCUGGACGUGGAAGGCCUUCCCAGGCGUCGACGCCGUGUGUGAGGCCACGCCCCGGUUCGACGCCGCCUGGGAGGCCGCCAGGGCCAUCACCAUGAAGACGUUCGCCGAGGACGAGAGCCCCAGCGUGCAGAACACCAUGUACAAGAUGUGCGAGCAGAUCCUGGAGGCGGUGCCUGAGACAGAACUCGCUAGCUACUCCCUUCCGAAUAAGCACUACUUCGAGAUCGACUUGAGCUGGCACAAGGGGCUCAAGAACACCGGCAAGGACGCCGAGGUCUACGCGCCCCAGUCUGGGCCGAACGGUCUCAUCAAGUGCGAGGUUUCUCGGUCGUGA